Molecule: messenger RNA, 1804 nt
Organism: Nymphaea colorata (pocket water lily)
Lineage: Eukaryota; Viridiplantae; Streptophyta; Magnoliopsida; Nymphaeales; Nymphaeaceae
Exons: 2
Coding region: 162-1493 (443 amino acids)
Source: RefSeq, a predicted model, not a curated record
GUGUCAGGGCUUCUCUUCCCCCGGUCUCCUUCUAUACAAGAAGCGCUUCGGAGGACCGGAACUCGAUCGGGAGGUGGGAAGGAGUAGGACCCUGAUCGGACGAAUUAAUCCGGCGCCGGAAUAGGUAGCAGGAAGGAGGAGGAGAAUUCGCCACAAGAGCCAUGGACCCGUGCAGGUUUGUGCGCAUCACCGUAUCUGGCCUCGCCCUUAAAAUGCCGGCCACCCUGAGGCCGUCGCGCUCCGGAAUCCAUCCGUCGGCCACGCCGCCGUGCUACUGCGAGAUCCGUCUUCGUGGUCUCCCAACGCAGAUGGCGACGGUCCCGCUCGUCUCUCCGGACACUCCCCCGCCGGACCCGGGGGCGUUGGCCGCCGGCUUCCACUUCGAAGAGGCCGACCUCCGGCGACUCGCCAGCCGGGGGUGGCUGCGAUCAUCGGGAUCCGCCUGGCUCCGCAUCUCCGUCUUCACCGGCAGGAGAAGCGGCACGUGCGGAGGGCCGGGGACGGGGAAGUUGGUGGGACACACGUGGGUGGAAAUGGAGCUGGAGGGAGUGGGGGAGCGGCCUCGCGUGUUCAAGAGCGGUUGGGUGAAGAUCGGAAAAGGCGGGAAGGCGGCGGCGGAGGGAAAGGAGGAGCAGGAGGAGGAGGAGGAGUUAUCUCAACUGCACCUGGUGGUCCGAGCCGAACCGGACCCCCAGUUCGUCUUUCAGUUCGGCGGCGAACCGGAAUGCAGCCCCGUCGUGUUCCAAAUCCAGGGCAACAUCCGGCAGCCGGUCUUCAGCUGCAAGUUCAGCGCCGACAGGAAUUCGAGAUCUCGCUCUCUGCGGUCAGAUCCGGGAGGCAGCAGAAUUUGGUCUAUCAGAUCAUUCGGAAGUGAAAGGGAAAGGCCUGGCAAAGAAAGAAAAGGUUGGAUGAUUGUCAUACAUGACCUCUCUGGUUCACCUGUAGCAGCUGCCUCCAUGGUCACACCUUUUGUUGCAUCUCCUGGUUCAGACCGGGUUAGCCGGCUCAACCCAGGGGCAUGGCUAAUCCUUAGGCCCAAUGGGUAUGCAGGGGAAGGUUGGAAACCAUGGGGCCGGCUCGAAGCUUGGCGGGAGAGAGGGAGCAGUGAGGCACUUGGUUAUAGGUUUGAGCUCAACAGUGGCACAGUAGUUGCAGAGUCCAGCAUUAGCACCAAGAAGGGUGGCAGGUUUCUGAUUGAUACUACCACAGGUAGAGGCGACCGGUCCGUGCAUUCACCAGUUUCGAGUCCAAGAUACAAUGGCGAGACUGCUUCCAGUUACAAAGGCUUCGUUAUGGUUUCAACCGUAGAAGGGGAAGGCAAAUGCAGCAAGCCUCAUGUACAGAUUGGAUUAAAGCAUGUGAAAUGCAUUGCUGAUGCAGCCGUGUUUGUUGCUUUAUCUGCUGCUGUCGACCUGAGCAUGGAUGCCUGCCGACUGUUCUCACACAAGUUGAGGAAGGAGCUUCGAAUUGGGCAGCAUGAGAGCAGUUUUUAGGCCACACGUCAUUGAGGACAGAGCUCUCUUCUGGAUACAAAUCUCAACUCGAGAUUUGGUCAGCUGCUAUGUCUGUACAAUCAGGGAAAGCAGUUUAAUUUUCUUUCACAAUUGGAUCAAAUUUUCUGGUUUUGGUUUUGUUUCAUUGAUUUCAAUAUCUCCUCUCAAAGGCGGAAGCGUGCUUGAGGUAUCGAUGUAACGAAAUGUUGAAACGUCUGUAGAAAUGUAAAUUCACUUUGUACUUCUUUGCAAACUCAUUGCAAUGAACAGCAAUGGAGGAAGAACGUCUAGAGAAAUAAUUCACAGAAUUU